Molecule: messenger RNA, 2015 nt
Organism: Zingiber officinale
Lineage: Eukaryota; Viridiplantae; Streptophyta; Magnoliopsida; Zingiberales; Zingiberaceae
Product: cytochrome P450 78A5-like
Exons: 2
Coding region: 202-1746 (514 amino acids)
Molecular function (GO): oxidoreductase activity, acting on paired donors, with incorporation or reduction of molecular oxygen; monooxygenase activity; heme binding
Source: RefSeq, a predicted model, not a curated record
GCGAGCGAAGGUGAAGAGCCAGACAAUUAUAAAGAAAAAUCUACGGAGAAUAUUUCACAAGCGGCGGUUGCUAUAUAACCGUUGCAUCACGCCCUUCUUCCCUCGCAACCCACCUCGAUCGCCUCAUACUACUCCCGUUUCCCAUCCUUAAAACCUCCACCCGAUCGACUCCCACCGCGACCUCGCUUCUUUCUUCCUCCAAUGGAUUCGCUCUCCGUCCUCGACUCCUAUUUGCACCUCGUCUUCCUGCCGACGUCGGCGGCGCUCCCUUCAAUGGCCGCAGUCAUCGCCGUCGCCCUCGCGGUUCUCUGGUUCCACCCAGGCGGCCUCGCGUGGGCUCUGUCCAGGACUGGCCGAUCCAUACCUGGCCCCCACGGCGUAGUCCUUGCCCUCUCAGGCUCCCUGGCGCACCGCGUCCUCGCCGCGCUCGCUCGCUCCCUCCAAGCCGCCGACUUGAUGGCCUUCUCCGUCGGCCUCACCCGCUUCGUCCUCGCGAGCCAACCCGAAACCGCCCGCGAGAUCCUCAAUAGCUCUGCCUUCGCGGACCGCCCAGUCAAGGAAUCCGCCUACGAGCUCCUAUUCCACAGAGCGAUCGGCUUCGCACCCUUCGGUGAGUACUGGCGCAAACUCAGAAGGAUCUCCGCCACCUACUUGUUCAGCCCCAUGAGAAUCGCCUCCUUCGAGCAGCACCGGAUAGAGAUCGGGCAGAAAAUGAUCCUGGACAUAAUGACGAGCAUGGACUCGAAUGAGGUCAUCGGUAUGAGGAAAAUUCUCCACUUUGCUUCUCUUAACAACAUUGUAAUGAGCGUUUUCGGCCAAAGAUUCGAUUUUGGCAACGGAGAGGGCGCGGAAUUGGAAGAACUUGUCAAGGAAGGGUACGAGCUUCUCGGUGCCUUCAACUGGAGCGACCAUUUUCCUCUGUUGAGGUGGAUGGAUCCUCAGGGCAUCAGGAAGAGAUGCAGGAGAUUAGUGGACAGGGUCAAUAACUUCGUCGGAAGAAUCAUAGAAAAGCACCGUCGAAGGAGGGUCGAUGGGGUUGUGUCCAAUGAUGUAACUGGCGAUUCCUUCGUGGAUGUGCUGCUAAAGUUGCAGAAAGAAGAGAGUCUCUGUGAUUCCGAUAUGAUCGCUGUCCUCUGGGAAAUGAUCUUUCGAGGAACGGACACUGUGGCCAUCCUCCUCGAAUGGAUCAUGGCGAGAAUGGUCCUGCACCCGGAUAUACAACGCAAGGCCCAAUCGGAGAUCGACGGCGUCGUUGGCUCCUCGCGCCGGCCAAUCUCCGACUCCGACGUACCUCGCCUCCCCUAUCUCCAGUCCAUCGUGAAGGAAACCCUGCGGCUGCACCCGCCGGGUCCCCUGCUCUCCUGGGCGCGCCUCGCUAUCCACGACACCCACGUCGGCGACCACUUCGUCCCUGCCGGCACCACCGCCAUGGUGAACAUGUACGCGAUCACCCACGACGAGAGCGUGUGGGACGCCCCCGAAACCUUCAAGCCGGAGCGAUUCAUAGAGGAGAGCGUGAGCGUUCUGGGGGUUGACCUGAGGCUGGCGCCAUUCGGGUCCGGCAGGAGGGUGUGCCCGGGGAAGGCCCUGGCUCUGGCCACCGUCCACCUGUGGGUGGCACAGCUGCUUCAGCGCUUUGAUUGGAUCCCUGCCGGCGAGAAUGGAGUGGACUUGACCGAGUGCUUGAAGAUGUCCAUGGAGAUGAAGAACCCUCUCGUUUGCAGAGCCUUGCCAAGAUCCGAAUGAAACAGCGACUAGGUUAAUCAAGCACCAGACUAAUUUUGCAACACUUGUAGAUAGAUGCUACGGAUCCGUAGAUACUAAACAAAAGCUUUCCGCAGUAUCCAUCUAUACGAAGCAGUGGUAAUGUAGUGAUCAUAUAUAGUCAAAGUUAAUGCGAGCCUACGUCCUUAUCUUAAUUAGCAAGUUUAAGAGUAGUUCUGUUUGAAAUGUUUGAGUUUGUAGUGUGCAAGUAAAUUAGCAGGUUCCAAUCUUAAUAUAUGGUUUAAUAUAUG